GGAUCUUGCUCGCCUGCCCCGUUUCUCAGCACCCUCUCUGUGAAAUUAGCGAAUACUGCAGCAAGAAGUGUGUGUGUGCGUUUGUGUGUGUCACGAUCAAGAGGAAGAGCAAGCGGGGAUUAAUAUUUAUAAAAACCUCUCAUCUGGCUGGUGACAGAGAUGGCUGCCAUUCGGAAGAAGCUUGUGAUCGUCGGGGAUGGAGCUUGUGGGAAAACAUGUCUUCUCAUUGUCUUCAGUAAAGACCAGUUUCCUGAAGUCUACGUUCCAACAGUGUUUGAGAACUAUAUCGCUGAUAUUGAGGUUGAUGGAAAGCAGGUGGAGUUGGCACUGUGGGAUACUGCAGGCCAAGAGGACUACGACAGGUUGAGGCCUCUCUCCUACCCUGACACAGAUGUUAUCCUCAUGUGCUUCUCCAUCGACAGCCCAGACAGUUUAGAAAAUAUCCCAGAGAAGUGGACGCCUGAGGUGAAGCACUUCUGUCCCAAUGUUCCCAUCAUUCUGGUGGGGAACAAGAAGGACCUGAGGAAUGAUGAGCACACACGGAGAGAGCUGGCCAAGAUGAAGCAGGAGCCGGUGAAGGCAGAAGAAGGCAGAGACAUGGCCAACAGGAUCAGUGCUUUUGGCUACUUGGAGUGCUCUGCCAAGACCAAGGACGGCGUGCGCGAAGUGUUCGAGAUGGCCACUAGAGCGGCGCUGCAGGUCCGCAAGCGCAAGAAGAGAAGCGGCUGCACGCUGCUGUGAGCAGCUUAGACGCCAUAAAAUCCACUGACCAAUAGGAGAAAAACAAAAUACACAAAAAAGGACUGACCUUUUACCAAAUGGCAUCUUUGUACUGUAUCUCGCAUUUCACGAUAACAGGCAGGCAGAUCAAUCGAACACAAACAAACCUAAUACAGGAAAUGGACUUUGUCUAUAUUACAGCUCUGUUAAAAAAUUGAUGUUUAACGUUCAUUGUUGAUUUGCUUUUUUCCCCACAGAAUCUCUCUUUACACAGAAUGUUUUCCUCUUUGUUUUUCUUUAUAUUUGUAAUGUAAUGAGGCAGUAAAAGAUGCACAUAUUUGUAUGCAAUAUUGUUCUUCAUGAGCUUGGGCGAGCAGUAUCCUUCUUAGCUUGUAUAAAGACUUAAUGAGUAAGGUCUUGUCUGACUAUCCUGUUAGUAUCGGUUUUGUUUAUCAUGGUAGCAGUCGCAGUAUAGAAUGAAAGUUGAUAUAUUUUGACUAGAUCUAGCUAGCUAAGAGCUAGUGCCUUUUGUUUAGUUUUAGACACCAGCGUCUAUUUCUCGUGAUUGUCAGCAAGCUAACAUUUCAGCUGAGGGGUUUCCCAUUGUACUGUAGCUGAUUUUACACAGCGUUGUCAUUGUGACACCAGAGCAAUGCCGUAACUAAGGCUUUCAGUGCUGUUGACAACUGGUUGCUUGUGUCCUUUUUAUUGGCAUGAAACAUCAUUGUACCCUCAACAUUUGCCAUACUCACUACAGUUAGCUGAAGACGGUAGCUGCCUUUGUAAUGUGAUAAAUGUGGCCAAUAAAGGAGGGAGGGAGUAUAAAAUCUGAUUAUUUAAAGGCAUCCCUCACAACAUAACUCAAAUAUGUGCAAGGGACUAAGAUGGGCAGAUUAGAACUGGCCAAUCAAGACACAAGCCAAUAUAACUCAACUAUGCACAAAGGCUGUUAGGACCAACAGGGUAAACCUGGUAAAUCCUCCCCUGUUUGUUUGUUUGUUUGUUUGUUGUGAGUGACUUGAGUUCAGCUGUUCUGCUGCAAUGCAAGCGAGCCGGUUACGCCUGCUGUUGGAAUCUGUGGAUUUUACGGGUCAGCCCAGUUGUGGAAAUCAUGUCUUGUCAGAGCUGUUAGCCUUUGCGUGCGGAUGUUUCCAGUCGGGCGACAUUCUUCACGUUUGAGAGAAGCUGAGUUGUGUGUGAGGAGUCUGUAUUCCCCCGGUGCCUUCUCUGUUCUGGUGUGCCUUUCGGUUGUUCUUUCGCAAACCAGAUAGACCAGCUGCUCUAUGCCAACCUGAUACUGACUGACAAGAUCAAAGAGUGACCUUUCUGACAUGUCUCACAAAGCUUGGUUCUUUGAAUUGGUUCCAAAAUAGGCUUGAUUACACAUAAUGUUUUGUUAGCCCUCAUAAUACAAAUUGUAACACAUAGUAUCUAUAAAUGCAAUCUUUUAUUUUUCUUGGCAGAUAACUUUACCUGUACAGUAGGUUUGCUUCUAGGAUGAAUCAUGGGGAAAGACAAAACUUUCUCAUAACAUGUUUGACGUAACAUAUUUCCUCAACAUCACUGGGAAAACAUCUGUCGGGAGCAAUAAAGAGUGUCUUUGAGGUUUUAGAGUUGUGUAUUACUGCCAAAAAAGUUGUGGACUGUGGAAAGUUUGGGUUGAUUUGUCAAUGUUUAUACUGAUCUAUGUUGCUAUUGAUGUUGACUGAUUUUAUGUCUUAUGUCAAAGGAGCAUAAGAUCAGCAAGGGUCUACACUGAAUUGUACUUUUAGAGUACAAUUCAGGCGGGACUACAAACAAUUCAGCUUUUGGAGACAUGUCAGAGACUGUCCACUGGUCCCAGUUCUUGCUCACAUGUCCUCUCAGAACACUCAAUUGUGAAUUUGAAUUGAAAAUAUAUUGGCUUGAUAUACAACGCUUGAAAAGGCCCAGUGACUGUCCUCAGGCUCCUAAUGGCAUUCCUUUUCUCUGCCUCAGUUGCUCAUUCGUGUACUGUACAUGUCCCUUGGUUGCAUGUCGCCGUCUGUCUACAGGGUGGAUGCUGAAAUGUGUGUGGCAAAACAAUAUCUUUGAUGUUGCAUGCAACCUUCUUAUAAUGCCAAUAAAGGCAAUAAAACUACCAUCUGGCAGGAUCUGUAUCUAAUAUAUUGUAAUGCAACUUUAUACCCUCUACUGACCAAGCACAUAACGCUUUAGCUGAGUGAUCCAGUGGAGAAGCUAAAACUUAUAGAAACUAGUUGUAUUUUCCACAGCUCAACUGAGGUGGUGUUUUUGUGGAGAGGGGGCAUUGAUUACAAUCACACACAAGCACCAUAUUAAUGUUGUUACCUCAGCUCUUUCUAGGUUGGAUACUAUGUUUUAACUUUGGACUGGCUCUGCUGCCUGGCCGCAUUAUUGUGGACAACAAGCACACUAACAAGGCACGAGUAAAGAGAUUUAGAUCGUUACGACUGAAGAUUUUUAUCAGUGAAAACAUAAGGUUUGAGUUAUGCGUUUCACAGUUGUGGCAUUAUGUUCACGGGUCUCAACAAGCUGAACACCGAGGUCGGCAGAGAUAGUCAGAUAACUUUCACAGCUGGAAGCACAGCGUAACGAUGAAAGCAUUCCCUCAGAGCAGCAGCCCUCUGCUGCCUCUAGUGUUGAACAUAUCACAAAGAGCAUGUACAAUACUGCUGUUAAUGUGUAUGCAGAUAAUGUUGCGCUAAAUCAAAAGUUGUCCUUCUGAUGUUGAUGCAUGCAUGGGAAAACCUUGGGUCUUUAUAUAUACACCCCCCUCCCCCCUUUGGGAACAGCUUAUGCUCAGUGUUGUGUAACCUUUUUUCUUUCUUUUUCUCGAAGUAUUUGAAAUGACAAAAGGAUCCAGAUUUAUAUAAAAGCUCAUUGUAAUAUUGCUUUGUAAACAAAGUGUUGUAGUGAAUGUCUGAUCUGAAGUGAACAUGAACAUUGUUAAUAAACUAUUUUUGAGACGAGA
Molecule: messenger RNA, 3691 nt
Organism: Micropterus salmoides (largemouth bass)
Lineage: Eukaryota; Metazoa; Chordata; Actinopteri; Centrarchiformes; Centrarchidae
Product: rho-related GTP-binding protein RhoA-D
Exons: 5
Coding region: 160-741 (193 amino acids)
Biological process (GO): small GTPase-mediated signal transduction
Cellular component (GO): neuron projection
Molecular function (GO): GTPase activity; GTP binding
Source: RefSeq, a predicted model, not a curated record